Molecule: messenger RNA, 2273 nt
Organism: Gaeumannomyces tritici R3-111a-1
Lineage: Eukaryota; Fungi; Ascomycota; Sordariomycetes; Magnaporthales; Magnaporthaceae
Exons: 2
Coding region: 393-1949 (518 amino acids)
Biological process (GO): carbohydrate transport; transmembrane transport
Cellular component (GO): membrane
Molecular function (GO): carbohydrate:proton symporter activity
Source: RefSeq, a predicted model, not a curated record
GCAGCAGCAGCAGCAGCAGCAGCAAUACCACCACCACCACCACCACAUGCAAGCAGCCAUGCUCCCAACCGACGCACGUUCCCACAGUAUCGCCCACUCACAGGCGAGGUAGCAAUGAACCCCAUGCGUGGAGACCCGGGGGUGCCUAAACGGGUUGUCGCCCACCCUCCCUCUUGCCCUUUCCCCAAAGCGCCAUCCCCCUGGUCUUCCGAGACCUACAUAAGAAGCGCGGCGAUGCCCACCUUUGAAACUUGGCGAUGUUCUGUUGUGAGUUAAGACGUGCGUGUGCGCAUUUUUCUCUUGCUUGCUGCUUUGCCUGGCACCCUUGAGAAAGGACCAAAGGACACGGGGAAAAAAAGAAACGCGCCUCGUUGCGCGCCAGCUUGCCCAUCAUGGCGAAGCUACCGAAGAUCUACAACACCUACUUCAUCGCGAGUAUCGCGACGUUGGGAGGCAUGCUGUUCGGCUUCGACAUCUCGUCCAUGUCGGCCAUCGUCGUCUCGGAGCACUACAUCAACUUCUUCGACAACCCCAGCGGCGUGAUCCAGGGCACCAUCGGCGGCGCGCUCUCGGCCGGGUCCGUCGUGGGCUCGGCCGCGGCCGGGUUCGUGUCGGACAAGAUCGGGCGGCGCGACGCCAUCAUGGUGGCGUGCAUCUUCUGGUUCAUCGGCACGGCCGUGCAGGUGGCGGCGACCAACUGGCAGACCCUGGUCGCGGGCCGCGUGCUCAACGGCUUCACCGUCGGCAUCACGUCCUCGCAGGUGCCCGUGUAUCUGGCCGAGAUCGCCAAGAAGGACAAGCGCGGCUCCCUCGUCAUCAUCCAGCAGCUCGCCAUCGAGUUCGGCAUCCUGAUCAUGUACUUCAUCUCGGUCGGCUGCAUCAACUCCAUCUCGGGGCCGGCCAUGUUCCGCACCGCCUGGGGCACCCAGUUCAUCCCCGCCCUCUUCCUCGUCCUCGGCCUCCCCUUCCUCCCGCGCUCGCCCCGCUGGCUCGCAAAGGUCGGCCGCAACGAGGAGGCGCUCUCGGUGCUGGCCAACAUCCACGCCGACGGCAACCAGGCCGACGUGCUGGUCGUGGCCGAGUACGAGGAGAUCCUGGUGACGCUGCAGGCCGAGCGCGAGUCGGCGCGCGGCUGGCGCAAGUUCAUCGCCAACGGCAUGUGGAAGCGCACCAUGGCCGGCAUGACGGUGCAGGCGUGGCAGCAGCUGGCCGGCGCCAACGUCAUCGUCUACUACCUCACCUACAUCGCCUACAUGGCCGGCCUGCGCGGCAACGUGGCCCUCAUCACGUCAGGCGUGCAGUACGCCGUCUUCAUCAUCUUCACGGGCGUCAUGUUCUUCUUCAUCGACCGCACCGGCCGCCGCACGCUCCUCAUCGUCGGCGCGCUCGGCAUGGGCUUCUGCCACUUCGUCGUCGCCGGCACCAUGGCCGGCAACCACAUCCUGCGACCCGAGGGCGUGGGCGACCCGCCCAACGCCAACGUCGUCUUCGAGGUCGUCGGCGGCAACCCGGCCAACACCGUCAUCGUCUUCUCCUUCCUCCUCAUCGUCGUCUACGCCCUCACCCUCGCCCCGGUCUGCUGGAUCUACGCCGCCGAGGUGUGGUCGCUCGGCACGCGCGCCCACGGCAUGGCCCUGGCCGCGCUGUCCAACUGGAUCUUCAACUUCGCCCUCAACAUGUUCACCCCGCCCGCCUUCCGCGACAUCAAGUGGCACACCUUUACCGUCUUUGGCUGCCUCUGCAUCGGCGCCGCCGCCUGGUUCUUUGUCUUUUACCCCGAGACGGGCGGCAAGACCCUCGAGGAGAUCGAGCUCAUGUUCUCGCCCGAGGGCCCGCGCCCCUGGAGGACCCGCAUGGGCGACUCGCGCCUCGACGCCGAGAUCGAGGCCGUCAAGACCCGCAAGGCCGAGGGCCCCAUCGAGGUCGAGCACACCGAGAAGACCGUCUAGGCAGUCUGUUGCGAAUCUGCUGCCUCUACUACUCUAAGAUACCAUCUUGUUUUAAUGGGAGUGUGUGGUGGACUAGUUGUCGUUUCUUUUGUCUCGUGCAUCUGUCAAAUAAGAUGGCCACCUGUUUGUGGAAUCCGUCUCGUUGUCGCAACUGCAAAAUAUACAGACAAAUCAACGCCGUCUCUCCAUUUGCUCAAGGAACAGUGACAGUGAGAGUCGUGCAUUAAAUAUCCAAGGCAGAGAAAUCACAUUAACCGGAUUGUGGUGGCGACAACCCCACAAGAAACACAAUCAUCAAUUAAUAAAAGAAAAUAUCAAAUCCUG